CAACGCAGCCGCCGCCGCUUCUCGACUCCUCCAAGCCCGCAGGCCGCAGCCACCCGUCGCGGCGGCGCACGCCGCCGCCCGCCCAUUUUCCAACUCCAGCGGCGGCAGCCCCACCCGAGCGAGCGCCGAAGAUCUCCAGCCGGCAUCGCGUCCACCUCACCAGCGGAGACCGCGCCCCGAGCACCACCACCUCCGGGGCAAGCCGCAGCCGCACAGAAGCAGAGCCCACGCCGCGAGAAGACCAUGUGGCGCCGCGGAGCCGGACUGCUCCGUCUCCACCUCGCUGCCGCCGCCUCUACCCGUCCCGCGCAGCGAGCCCCGGCGCCCCUUGUACCCGCCGCCCCAUCUCUCUCGACCGCCUCUUCCUCCUGCCGCCAGAUUUUUGGAAUCUUCCGGGGUUCCAUCGGGGCGCCCUCUCGGUGCCUGUCGAACCAGGCGGGCGGCGGCGGCGCUUGCUGGAGCUGCGCCGCGACGGGGGCGUUCCUGUCUUGCGGGUCCUGCGGGAGCGUGCAGCCCGUCGACCCCGCCAUUGACUACUUCCAAAUCUUUGGCCUAAAAAGAGAAUACAACAUAAAGGAUAAUAACUUGGAAGGAAGGUACAAGAAGUGGCAAAAGAAAUUACAUCCUGACCUGGUUCACUCAAAAACUAAGAAAGAGAGAGGCUAUGCUGCGGAGCAAUCAGCGCUUGUUAUUGAUGCGUAUCGCACACUUAGCAAACCUUUAUCAAGGGCAUUAUACUUGUUAAAACUUGAGGGAAUACAUGUAGAUGAAGAAAAAACUAUCAAUGACCCAGAACUUCUUAUGGAGAUGAUGGAGAUACGUGAAGCUGUUAAUGAUGCCAGUGGUUCUCAAACCCUGGAGAAGAUCCAAUCUCAGGUUAAGAAAAAGCUCGAAAUCUGGUCCCGUUCCUUUGAGGAUGCAUUUCACAAGAAGGAUUUUGACCGUGCAAUAGAAGCAACACAGAGGAUGAGGUACUAUGAACGUGCAGUGGAAGAAACAGUGAAGAAGCUAUGAUCUUCAAUUAUAAUUGUCAAAGUUAGACUUGGAAAUUUUCCGUACAUUCCUCACACCUCCACUCUGAGAAGAGCAUAUAUUGUGAUACUUUUUCAUGGGAAGACUGGUACAGAGUAGAAGGUCAUUUCACUCGUAACUCCCACAAUUCCAAAUGCAUCCAUGGCUGUCCACAGAGAUUAAAGAGUAGAUAGAGAUUUAGAAUAAGUCUUUGCUGUAAUACAUUUAGAGAGUUAGUGGCAAGACCUGGCAUUUAUGGAUGUGUUUUGCUGGACUGCAAAUGCGCCACAGCUGGUUAUGCGAAGCAGAUGUCCUGCUGCUUUUUAUUUUUCUGCUUUGACAUGUGGUCUGGCACAGAGACCUGAUGGAUCCUAUGAUCUUUGUCAGGCUGUGGAAAAUGCUAAGCUCUGGAUAACAAGCUGCUAACAAAGCUAAACUACAAAAAGGACAAUUCCAUAUA
Panicum virgatum (switchgrass) is the source of this 1471-nucleotide messenger RNA. RefSeq names its product iron-sulfur cluster co-chaperone protein HscB homolog. Bases 244 to 1014 code for a protein of 256 amino acids. The record is from RefSeq and is a predicted model, not a curated record. Lineage: Eukaryota; Viridiplantae; Streptophyta; Magnoliopsida; Poales; Poaceae. Gene Ontology annotation, molecular function: protein-folding chaperone binding; ATPase activator activity. Gene Ontology annotation, biological process: [2Fe-2S] cluster assembly; protein complex oligomerization. The transcript is spliced from 6 exons.